GUGGGUCUCUCUCUCUCUCCCGCCAGUGCGUUCGUGGACGUCGGAGGGGACGGACGGAAACAAGAUGGCGGAUCCGGAUGGGAAACGGGGAGCGAAAGAGGAAGAGGAGAGAACGAGAAGAGAGAAGAGGAGAGAAAGAGAGAGAAGAGAGAAGAGGAGAGAAAGAGGGAGAUAAAGAAAAUAGAAGAGGAAUGCAGGAAAUUGAAAGAGGAGAACGAACAACACGCAAGAAAUAUUGAAGAACUGGAUAAGCAACACCAGAACGCGAUCGAUUGCAUUCUGCAAAAGCGAACGGAGAUACAGAAGGAACUGAUAAAGGAGAGACAAGAGAAAAGCCAAUUAGAAAUGCAGUUGAAAGAAAGAGAAAUGGAGAAGAAGGAGAAGGAGAAAGAGAGAGAAAGGGAGAAGGAGGAAGAGAGAGAGAAAGAGAGAGAAAGAGAAAGGGAGAAAGAGAGAGAAAGGGAGAAGGAGAGAGAGAUAGAGAGAGAGAUGCUAAAGAAGACGUUGGAAGAAGAGAAAGAGAGAAGAAAGAACUUGGAAGAGAAACAAGAGGAGAUGAGAAAGACGUUGGAAGAGAAGGAAAAGGAAGAGAAGGAACUGAAGAUAAAAUUGGCGAAGGAGGAAGAGGAGAAAGAAGCGAUAAAAGCAAAACUAACGAAAGAGGAAGAGGAGAAAGAGACAAUAAGAACGAAACUAUCCGAAAGGGAACGAGAAAUCGAGAAAGUCAAGGUGGACCUCGAGCCCAAGGUUGACCUCGAGCCCAAGGUGGACCUCGAGCAAAAACGCCAGCUGGAGGAGCAGGUCGGCCUCCUGGAGUCGCGCUGCUCCCUCCUCGAGUCGGAGCUCCAGGCCAAGGCCCAGGAGCUCUCCAUGUCGGCCCACGAGUGCGAGACCUUGAGGAAGAGGUCCAAGGACGAGCUCGAGGAGGUGCGGAAGGCCCUCGGAAGCCACGCCAGGGAGAAUCCCGACAGCGUAGCCAAGGGCGUGCACCGUCUGGCCGACCUCCUGAGGGACACCGGCUGGCAGAGGGACACCCUGGAACGGCACGUCUCGAGCGUCACGCAGGAGCUGAGGGAGAAGAGGAGGAUGCUGGAGGAGGCGGAGAGUGCGAGGGCCGAGCUGGAGCGCGAGUGCGAGGACCUCAGGGACCAGCUGGAGGAGGUGCAGAAGGGCGAGCGUCCGACCCCUGAAGGAGGACCUCGAACUGGAGGAGGAGGUGGAGGAGGAGGAGGUCUUCCGACGAUCGAGGAGGAGGAGGACGCGGAGGGGGAGGGGGAGGAGGCCAGGAGGUGUCCUACUCUCGGUGGGGAGAAGGAAGAGGAGGAGGAGAUGGAGGAAGAAGGAAGGACGGAUGGGAAGAACAGGAGGAGGAAGAAGGAAGAUGAAGGGAAGAAGGAUGAAGAGGACGAGGAGGAAGACGAGGAGGAUGAGUCUUCGAGAAGGAGCAGGAUCCACCAACUCGAGGCCCAGGUGGAGGCCCUCUCGGAAGCGCGCAGGAACUUAGAGACGGAGGUGUUAAGUCUGAGGGCCGAACAGGGGGACAGGGAGGAGGGACGCGCGGGGAACAUCCUCAAUCUGGAGACGGAGGCCGCGUCCCUGAGGCAGGCCAAGGUCGUGCUCGAGGAGGAGGUCGCGGCGCUCAAGGCCGAGGGGCUGAGGAGGGAGGAGGAGAGGGAGAGGUUGGAGGAGGAGGUGCGGGUACUAAGGACGGAGGGACAGGCCGUGAGGGAGGAGAGGGAGAGGCUCGCCGGGCAGCUCGACACCCUGACGAGGCAGCUCGACCUCGAGGCCGUGACCCACAAGGACGAGCGAGAGGGCCUGGAGGAGAGGCAGCACGUCCUCGAGGAGAAGGUCCGCUCCCUGGAGGACGAGCUGGCGCACCUCAGGGCCUCAGAGGGACUCAACGCCCACGAGAGGCAGUCCCUCGGCCAGCAGCUGCUCCUCCAGUACCGCGCCGUCGAGGAGCGGAACGAGCUGAUCUCAAGGCUCGAGGGGGAGCUCCGCGAGGCGGCCCUCAAGCAGGCCGUCCUCCAGGCGCCGGAGAGGACCCUGGAGGAGCUGAGGACGAGGCUGGAGGAGCGGGAGAAGGAGCUCGACGCGGCCAAGUCCCAGAUCAUUUUCAAGGACGACAAAGUGGACGAACUGACCCAGCGUCUUUCGGAACUCGAGGGCAAGGUCCCGGGGCUGGAGAAGAGCCUCUCCGAGCGCGACGAGAAGAUGCGAGAACUGAACGAGGCGAUAAAACUACGAGACGAGAAGGUUAGUGAACUGACGAGGAAUCUGUCCGAGACGGAGGACAGAACGACGGAGACGGACGCCCUCAGAGAGCAGGUUGUGAAGGAGAGAGAAGAGGUGGAGAGGAUAAAAGAGGAAUUGGAAAGGAAGAGAGAAGAGGUCGAGAGAAUGAAAGAAGAGGCGGAAAGGAAGAACGGAGAGAUGGAACAGAAGAAAGGAGAGGGAGAGAGGGAUAGAGAGGAACUGGAGAGAAAUAAAGAGCAACUGGAACACAGCGAGACGGAAUUAUUCCAACUGCGAGAGAAAAUGGAAGAACUGAUAAACGAGAACAAGAGGAGAGAGGAAGAGGAGAAGAAGAGGAGAGAGGAAGAGGACAGGAAGAAGACGGAAGAGAGAGAAACCUGGAACAAGGAGAAAGAAGCCCUCGAAAGGGAGAUAGAGAGAGCGAAGAAACAGGACGACAGCACAAUCCAACAAAGGAGGGAAGAGGAGGAGAAAGAAGAAGAGGAGAAAAACAGGAUGAAGCAACAGAUUGAAUGUUUCAGAGGAGAAAGAGAAGAGAUGAUAAAGGCGCUGAAACAGAAACACGAAGAGAGCUUAGCUUAUCACGCGGAGGUGCAGAGACUCUCGGCAGUGUUGGUGCAGAUGAACGAGCACACGAAGGAAUUCGAAAGAGCGAAGAAGGAAGAGGAAGAGAAGAUAAAGAUGGAACUGGAGAAAACCAAGAGAGAAGAGGAGAGGAUAAAGACGGAGCUGGAGAAAGCGAAGAGAGAAGAGGAGAAAGCGAAGAGGGAAGAGGAGAAAGCGAGGAGAGACCAGGGCGAAUGGGAGAAGGGACAGAAAGCGAUAAAGGAGGAGAGGGACCAACUGCGAUUGGCUAAUGCGCAGUUUAAUAACCAGUAUCAGGAACAGAGCAAGGAGCUGGGCCAACUCCGCGAGCGCGAGGGCCGGCUGGCGAGCGAGUGCGAGAGACUGAGGCAACACCUGAUAAACGUGGAAGAGGCAUACACGCAAGAGAUAGUGAAGGGGGAAGAGAGGGAGACCACGCUAAAGAAGGCGCUAAGCAAGAUGGAGGAGAGGAUGGUGACCGUGGCGGCCAGCCAGAGGCCUUCCCCCCACACCGAGGCCGUGGUGGAGCAGCUGCGGGAGAUGACGAGCCAGCGGGACGACGCGGUGCUCAGGCUGCACGACGCGGAGGAGACGGCGCAGCAGAGCCAGCAGAGCCUUGCAACGUUGCAGAAGGUUCUUGAGGACUUCCAGAGACGGCAGUCGCGGGAGAUCCUUGACGCGACGGACAGGCAGGCGAGGGCGCUUCAGGAGGAGAAGCAGAGGAGCUUAGGACUGGAGGAGGACAUUAGGGUGUUGAAGAUGAACGAGCACACGAAGGAAUUCGAAAGAGCGAAGAAGGAAGAGGAAGAGAAGAUAAAGAUGGAACUGGAGAAAACCAAGAGAGAAGAGGAGAGGAUAAAGACGGAGCUGGAGAAAGCGAAGAGAGAAGAGGAGAAAGCGAAGAGGGAAGAGGAGAAAGCGAGGACGAGACCAGGGCGAAUGGGAGAAGGGACAGAAAGCGAUAAAGGAAGAGAGAGACCAACUGCGAUUGAGGCAUACACGCAAGAGAUAGUGAAGGGGGAAGAGAGGGAGACCACGCUAAAGAAGGCGCUAAGCAAGAUGGAGGAGAGGAUGGUGACCGUGGCGGCCAGCCAGAGGCCUUCCCCCCACACCGAGGCCGUGGUGGAGCAGCUGCGGGAGAUGACGAGCCAGCGGGACGACGCGGUGCUCAGGCUGCACGACGCGGAGGAGACGGCGCAGCAGAGCCAGCAGAGCCUUGCAACGUUGCAGAAGGUUCUUGAGGACUUCCAGAGACGGCAGUCGCGGGAGAUCCUUGACGCGACGGACAGGCAGGCGAGGGCGCUUCAGGAGGAGAAGCAGAGGAGCUUAGGACUGGAGGAGGACAUUAGGGUGUUGAAGACACAACUCCAGGAAGCGCAGAACGGACUGGACGCGGCUUCACGGCUCGGGGAACAGCUGAACCGGAAGGAGAGCGUCAUCGCGUCCCUUAGGGCACAGGUGUCCAGUCAGGAGGAAGUGGUACGUCGAGCCCAGGGCGAGAUGAUGGCCCUCAAGUCAUCCUCGGAUAAUAAAGUCGAUAAGCCCCUCCUCCGCAACCUGAUGGUGGGCUACUUCGCCACGCCCCCAGACAAGCGUCCCGAGGUGCUGCGCAUUCUGGCCGAGGUGCUAGACUUCUCUUCCGAGGAGCGCGCCAGGACGGGCCUCCUCGCUCACGAAGGGGGAGGGUCGUGGCUCACGUCCCUGGCCCACUUCCUGGCGCCGCCCGCGAGUAACGUGAGGGUCACGUCGAGGGUGGAUGUGCUCGAUCACACGUCUCUCUCGCAAGCCUUCAUCCGUUUCCUCGAGGAUGAGUCUAACCCCCAGCCUCACCCCCCCCGCCUGCCUGCCGUAGAGAUGGCGGAGGACACGGAGAGGAAGAAGAAGAGGAGGGACAGGAGGGAGAAUGAGAUGAUCCUCCCCAUCGCGGCCAUCUCGGCAGAGCAGAACGCGACGGCCACAGACCCCCAGAGAGCCAACCUCAACUCGUCUCCCUUGCUCGCCGCGGCAUCUACGAGCCCUGGGCCCUCCCCCACCUCCCUCCCCCCCGCCUCCGGGCUACCCACCAUCACCACCCCCCUUGCCGGAAGCUCCCUGCCCCUCCCCCCCUCCGGAAUGUCCCCUCUCCCCCUCUCCGGCACCACCCCCCUCCCCCUCUCCGGCACCACCCCCCUCCCCCUCUCCGGCACCACCCCCCUCCCCCUCUCGGCCACCACCCCACUCCCCCUCUCGGCCACCUCCCCCCUCCCCCUCCCCCAGGGCGACGAGGGGAUGCUUAAGGGGUCGUCCUCGGCAGCGAGUAACAGGUUCCUCAGCAAUCUUUUGAAGGAUUCGCACGAGGCUGACGUUAAUCAUAAUAAUUAAGGAGGAAGAGGAGGAGGAGAGAGAGGAGAGGAGAGAGGAAAGAGGAGGAGGAGAGAGAGA
Penaeus indicus is the source of this 5265-nucleotide messenger RNA. Its product is annotated as trichohyalin-like. The record is from RefSeq and is a predicted model, not a curated record. The coding region runs from base 346 to 5205 and encodes 1619 amino acids. Gene Ontology annotation, molecular function: small GTPase binding. Gene Ontology annotation, biological process: endoplasmic reticulum to Golgi vesicle-mediated transport; Golgi organization. The transcript is spliced from 20 exons. Gene Ontology annotation, cellular component: Golgi apparatus. NCBI's taxonomy places the organism in Eukaryota, Metazoa, Arthropoda, Malacostraca, Decapoda, Penaeidae.